Messenger RNA from Oreochromis niloticus (Nile tilapia), 905 nucleotides. RefSeq lists its product as uncharacterized. Bases 63 to 887 code for a protein of 274 amino acids. The transcript is spliced from 3 exons. The record is from RefSeq and is a predicted model, not a curated record. NCBI's taxonomy places the organism in Eukaryota, Metazoa, Chordata, Actinopteri, Cichliformes, Cichlidae.
CAAAGAGAAGAGAGUGGGUAGAUCUUCAAUAGCAGCUCCAUCAUACAGAAAGUCGGCUGGAGAUGGAUAGCUUCGAUAUAAUGUUCCUGACAAGCGUCUGUUUCUGCCUUCCUUUAACCAUGGCAGUCAGCUGUUGGGUGUAUUUUGUGGUACGAAGGAAGCAAGUCCCCAUCACCUACUACACAAACCUCUUAAUCUCCAAUCUAAUCCAGUUCAGCGGGCUGAUCAUCAUUUUUAUCAUCAAAAAAACCCGUGAACUAUUUCUCUAUCGUUAUGUUUCUCUUGGCAUUUUGUGCGCUGCUGUGAUUACUAAUAUUAGCUUCAAGAUGUGCAUUGCUACUGAAAGGUGUUCGGUCAUCACCCGUCCACAGUGGAACUGCAAAGGUUCUGUGCUGCUCUCUGUUCUGGUCUGGAUCCUGUCUAUUAUCACUGGAUUUGUUGUUGCAUUCUUCGAAAUGAUUUCAUGCUCUGAGUUAAUUUUUUUUAACCUCGUCCCUUUUUUCCUGUUCGUCCUCACUUUGGUUUGGACCCUCAAAACUCUGCCUGCUGUCACCUCAGUGCCCACUGAAGAAAAACAGAGAAUUGUAGGAAUCUUAGUUCUGUUGUUAGUUAAUCAUUGUCUGAUAUUCCUUCCUCUCAUGAUCUGUUAUAUCUUAUCAAUUUCACCUUAUUUUCUCAUUCCUAUAAUCUUCGUAAAUUUGUUUCUGUUCAAUCCUUUCAUGGAUGUGAUUUUGGUUUUUGUGAUGCGGAAAGACCCCAUCGACAAUCAGCUGUUGUCUCUGUGCUGCUACACUGGUGGAGAAGUAGCUGCAGAUAAAAUGCUACAGCUUCAAUGCUGCAGUGACUGUAACAGUACAGUGCUGUACACAGCACUGCAGCAGAUGUAGCUGCACAUAAUCAGACAG